Dermochelys coriacea (leatherback sea turtle) is the source of this 728-nucleotide messenger RNA. It is a transcript of the gene GUCA1B, whose product is annotated as guanylate cyclase activator 1B. Gene Ontology annotation, cellular component: photoreceptor inner segment; cone photoreceptor outer segment. The record is from RefSeq and is a predicted model, not a curated record. The coding region runs from base 129 to 728 and encodes 199 amino acids. NCBI's taxonomy places the organism in Eukaryota, Metazoa, Chordata, Testudines, Dermochelyidae. The transcript has 4 exons. Gene Ontology annotation, biological process: visual perception. Gene Ontology annotation, molecular function: calcium sensitive guanylate cyclase activator activity; calcium ion binding.
AAGAAGAAACAGAAGGAAGAAAAAGCAGCUGAAGGAGAAAAAGAAACAAUAUAAGCUAAAGGACAUUGACUACAUUUUACUUUCUUUUUUCUUUCUGUCUUUCUUUCUCUUCUGUUUUUGGGAGCAACAUGGGACAACAUUUCACCAAUGAGGAAGGGGAACAAGCAGACAUUGAUGUUGCUGAGUUGCAGGAAUGGUAUAAGAAGUUUGUGGUGGAAUGUCCCAGCGGGACUCUCUUCAUGCAUGAAUUCAAACGCUUCUUUGGAGUCCAGGAUAACCAGAAAGCAGCAGAAUAUAUUGAGACUAUGUUCAAAGCUUUUGAUAAGAAUGGGGAUAAUACCAUUGAUUUUCUGGAGUAUGUGGCUGCUUUGAAUCUUGUCCUACGAGGAAAAUUGGAACACAAGCUGAGAUGGACAUUCAAAGUGUACGACAAGGAUGGGAACGGCUGCAUAGACAAACCUGAGCUCUUAGAAAUAGUUGAUUCUAUUUACAGGUUGAAGAAAGUGUGUCGGUCAGAAAGGGAAGAGAGGACUCCACUGCUCUCCCCCGAGGAAGUUGUGGAGAGGAUAUUUCAGUUAGUAGAUGAGAAUGGGGAUGGGCAAUUGUCCCUUGAUGAGUUCAUUGAUGGUGCACGGAAAGACAAAUGGGUGAUGAAGAUGUUACAAAUGGACGUAAACCCUGGAGGGUGGAUUGUGGAACAGAGAAGGAAAAGUGCUUGUUUUAAUUGA